GGGCCCGCCCGACCGGGCACCAAGCGCCUGCCGCGGGCCAUCGUGGUGGGCGUCAAGAAGGGCGGCACCCGCGCCGUGCUGGAGUUCAUCCGGGUGCACCCCGAGGUGCGCGCCCUGGGCACCGAGCCCCACUUCUUCGACAGGAACUACCACCGCGGGCUGGAGUGGUACAGGAGCCUGAUGCCACGAACACUUGACAGCCAGAUCACAGUGGAGAAGACCCCCAGCUACUUUGUCACCAAGGAGGCCCCGCGGCGCAUCUUCAACAUGUCCCGGGACACGAAGCUGAUCGUGGUGGUGCGGAACCCCGUCACCCGCGCCAUCUCGGACUACACGCAGACGCUCUCCAAGAAGCCGGACAUCCCCACCUUCGAGGGGCUGACCUUCCGCAACCGCAGCCUGGGGCUGGUGGACACCUCCUGGAACGCCAUCCGCAUCGGGAUGUACGCCGUGCACCUGCAGAGCUGGCUCCAGUACUUCCCUCUCUCGCAGAUUCACUUUGUCAGCGGCGAGAAGCUGAUCACGGACCCCGCGGGGGAGAUGGCCAAAGUGCAGGACUUCCUGGGCAUCAAACGGGUCAUCACAGACAAGCACUUCUACUUCAACAAGACAAAAGGCUUCCCGUGCCUGAAGAAGUCGGAGAGCAGCGGCUUGCCUCGCUGCCUUGGCAAGUCCAAGGGCAGGACUCACGUGCAGAUAGACCCCGAGGUGAUCGAGCAGCUUCGGGACUUUUAUAGACCUUAUAAUAUCAAAUUCUAUGAAACAGUCGGGCAGGACUUCAGGUGGGAGUAAGUGUCCGGGAGCAGAGCUGCAGUGACAUGGAGCUGCAGUCUUCUGUGAGGAGAGCCCGAGGGGCUGGAGCCAGGACCCCCCUCAGCCCACGGAGCAUUGUGAGCAGAGGCAGGCAAGGCCUUUCCCCGUGGCUCAGGAGUCUGCAGCGCUCCGGAGAGAACCAAGAUCAGGCAGACUCAGUCCUGCUGCAGCCAGCAAGCCGAGGGAUGAGUGCCCAGCAGCACUGCCUGUCCCAGCGGGUCAGCAGAGACGUGGUUUCCUCCGUGGGGUCCUGUGUGCCCUUAGCACCACGUGGUCCCCAGGGCCACAGACGGCCCCAGCCCGUGUCCAGGCUGCUGUAAAGCACAUCCCUCUGUGUCCCAGAGCAGAUGGGUGCUCCUGCACGGUGGGACUGUCCCUGCCAGCCCCGUCCUGGGCAGGCACAGCUGCAGCCACUCCACUCUGCCUUUGUCACUUGCCACCAUGUGUACCCAUGAGGACAGAGAGAUGUAUCUGCCUGACAAAGAAGUCUAUGGAAAAUGUUGUACUGAUAUUUUGUCCUGUGAAUAAAGCACAGAAUCCUGCUGUUACGGGUACUUUAGUGGCACUAGUUUCCUUGUUCAGCUUGUGAUCCCUUCAUGUAAAUAAAGUGGCUUCCACCAGUC
Molecule: messenger RNA, 1436 nt
Organism: Parus major (Great Tit)
Lineage: Eukaryota; Metazoa; Chordata; Aves; Passeriformes; Paridae
Gene: HS3ST2
Product: heparan sulfate-glucosamine 3-sulfotransferase 2
Exons: 2
Molecular function (GO): [heparan sulfate]-glucosamine 3-sulfotransferase activity
Source: RefSeq, a predicted model, not a curated record